Messenger RNA from Spirodela intermedia, 567 nucleotides. NCBI's taxonomy places the organism in Eukaryota, Viridiplantae, Streptophyta, Magnoliopsida, Alismatales, Araceae. The record is from the annotation of a GenBank genome assembly.
AUGAAGAAAUACCGGGGCUUCCGUCUGGGGAGACGGCUGGCUUUCAUCUGGAGGUCCCUCCAUCAGCCACCCUCCAAACACAGGGGCUACCUCCGACUUUCCUCCGACGGCCCUACUCACCGCAAACGAGACCCAACCAAGGAGAUGGAGGAGAAGAACGCGGUCGCCGCAAGGAUCGCCCACUGGGGGCGCUGCCUCGCUCAGCGGCUGUGCCAGCGGCGGCACCGCCUCCUCGGAAACCAAGCGGACGGCGACGAGAAGGAGGAGAUCCUCCGCCACCGCAACGUGCCGAAGCCGCCGCCGAGGGGGCACUUGGCGGUGUACGUGGGCCGCGAAGGGGUCGACCCUCUGUACCGCGUUAUGGUGCCGGUGGUCUUCUUCAACCAUCCUCUCUUCGGGGAGCUGCUGAAGAGUGCACAGGAGGAGUUUGGAUUUUGCCGCUCAGGGGGCAUCGUCAUCCCUUGUCCCAUCUCCGACUUCGAGAGCGUCCGCCGGCGGGUCGCCGCCGCUGCCGGAGUCCGGUAUCGCCACUCCGGCAAUGCCGAGCCCGGCGUCUGGGAGUCCUAA